UCGCUUUUACCAAUUCACGGAAAGAUGACAACUUUUCGAUAUUUAGUGUGUUUUGCCUAUAUAGGUAAACCAUACAGAGGAUUACAGAUACAGCACAACUGUGAAAAUACAGUGCAGAGAAUAUUACAGGGAACCUUGAGGGCAAUACUGCAACGGCCUGACCUUGAGACUACCACCAGCAGCCGCACAGACAAAGGAGUACAUGCUCUUUCUACCUAUCUCCACUUUGAUUUGUCUGUUGGGUCCACCUUAGAUGAUGGACAAAUUUUCCAGCCUCCUGAUUUAAAAAAGCUUUCUGAGGAUGUGAAUGCCAGACUUAUUUCAAAUAAGGAAUGCAUCAGAGUUCGAAAUAUCAAGCAGGUUCCCAGCUCAUUUCACUGCCGUUUUGAUGCAAAAACCAGGAGUUAUGUAUACCGCUUAGCAAUUGGUCGCAAAGAAGGGAUAUUUCUCAUGCAGGCUUUAAUGGAAUCAACAAAAAUUGAAUGGAUUUGGUAUCCCAACUUCAACUCCAGUAAAUUUAUCAAAGCGGCUGAAAUGUUCGCUGGAAAGAACCAGUUCUCACUUUAUCGAAAACCUGACAGGAGGAGGGAUUUUGCUGGUCCAACGGAACGAUCAGUUAUAGUGCAUAUACGACGUGGAAAUUUAUUGUUUAAUGAAUGCUUUGAAGGAAAUGCAGAACUCUGGGAUGUCCAUAUCACAAGCAGAUCUUUCAUGCGAAAACAGGUGCGGAAAAUGAUAGGUGGCAUGGUUAAUGUUGGAAAAGAAAUGGUCACCUUGGAGUCACUGAAACGCAUGCUAAAUGGCCAAGGCACACAGAACUCAAGGGACAUAGUAGGAGCAAAGGGACUUUUUCUGAAAUCAACAGCGUUCAAACAUGAAGCUUUUGAAUUUAAUGAUGAAAAUGCAGAUCAGCUACUUAAUGAACCGUGCUUGUUUGAGGGCCCACAUUUCCAGAACUGUGACUUACAUGAGAACCAGGAAUCAUCUAUAGCCGAACAUGAUGCUGGAGAGUAUAGGGAAAACAAUUUGUGCCAAAAAGAUACAAAAAUGUGUGAUAUAUUAAAUCUUAAGAGUAUAGGGGACAAUGUUCAUCAAACUUGUGACAAAACUUCUGAAUGGCAAUUAGAUUGUAAAAUCCAUAAAGACAUUAAAAAGGGUUGA
Messenger RNA from Ylistrum balloti, 1161 nucleotides. Its product is annotated as tRNA pseudouridine synthase A-like. Bases 25 to 1161 code for a protein of 378 amino acids. Lineage: Eukaryota; Metazoa; Mollusca; Bivalvia; Pectinida; Pectinidae. Gene Ontology annotation, biological process: tRNA pseudouridine synthesis. Gene Ontology annotation, molecular function: pseudouridine synthase activity; RNA binding. The transcript is spliced from 8 exons. The record is from RefSeq and is a predicted model, not a curated record.